GUGCACGUCGACUGUCUGUGUUUGCGUGAUUGUUCGAGACAAACUAGAAAUACAGCAAGUUAUUUCAACACUUGACUUCUGUAUUAAACUGUUGGAGUGCACCUAAGUUUAUGACCUACGUUUAUCAUAUCAAGUUGAACUUCCUGUUGAUGAGACUGUGACGCACUUGGAGGAAAGUGAAAGUGAAGCCGAAGUUCUCCGCACUUGGGUUUGUUUGACUGACGGAAGAUUGAGAGAGGACUCGGCCGCAGAGGUAAAUACGGCAUCGCAGUAGGCAACGGACACAGCAGCUCGCGCACAGGGUGAGCUCCAUCGAUGAACGAGUUUCUGUGAGCAGAGCAGAAGAAGAAGCUGAGCUCAGCUGGAAGCUCCACCUCCAAACAUGGACACAAGUCAGAGCAGAGAGCUGCUCCCAGGUGUGGACAGAGAGGAGGAAGCUCCUCCCUCUAAAGCCCCUCUGGGUGAGGACCAUGGCAGCCAGACCAGAGCUCAGAGAUCAGAGACACUCACAUCAGAAGCUGCUGGACGAGGACACGGACCUGGACCUGCUCCCAGCUGUGUGUCUCUGAAGAGUGACAGGUCGAUGGAAAUAUAUGUUGAUUUCAGAGGAGGACAGGACCAUCAGAGGAGGAGCAGGUUUAAACAGGAGAAACCAGAAGAGUCUGAACUCAGCUGUAUGUCUCUGAAGAGUGAUGCAUCGAUGGAUCUUCAUAUUGAUUUCAAAGGUGGACAAGAGCCUUCAGGAGAAAGAGAGGAUCAGCAGGUCUCAGAUGUUCUCAGUCUCCAGCGUGUCCAGCAGCAUCAGACAGAUCUGGACUCCACACUUCAGCUGCUUGAGCAGACUGUCAUGACCCUGGUGAAGAAGGAAGUGAGGAGAGUCCAAAGCUUCCUCAGUCCAGAUGAUCCCAAAUACCAGGAUGAUGAGGAAGAGGUGAAGGUGAAGUGUGAUGAGGAGCAGAUGAGGAGCAGCAGAGAAGCUUUCCUGGACUUCAUCAUGAAUCUUCUGAGGAGCAUGGAGGAGGAGGAGCUUGCUGGUCAUGUGUGGAGCAGUAGUCGUGCUGGAGCGUGUGCAGGACGACUGAAGAGUUGCCUGCAGAAGAAGUUCCACAGUAUGUUUGAGGGGGUGGCUAGAGCAGGAAACUCCGCCCCUCUGAAUCAGAUCUACACAGAGCUCUACAUCACUGAGGGGGGCACAGACCAGGUCAACCAGGAGCACGAGGUCCGACAGAUCGAAGCAGCAACCAGGAACCAGACCAGAGCAGAAACUACCAUCAGACAAGAAGACCUCUUUAAAGCCUCACCUGAGAGAGAGGGACCAAUCAGGAGCCUGCUGACGAAGGGCGUGGCUGGCAUUGGGAAGACCCUCCUGACACAGAAGUUGACUCUGGACUGGGCUGAAGACAAAGCCCACCAGAACUUCCAGCUCAUGUUUCCUUUCACCUUCAGAGAGCUGAACCUGCUGAAAGACAAGAAGUUGAGUUUGGUGGAACUUGUUCAUCGCUUCUUUCCUGAAACCAAAGAAUCAGGACUCGGCAGCUUUGAAGGAGUCCAGGUUCUGUUCAUCUUGGACGGUCUGGACGAGUGUCGAUUCCCUCUGAACUUCAACAGUCGGGUCGUGACAGAAGCUACAGAGUCCACCUCAGUAGACGUGCUGCUGACCAACCUCAUCAGGGGGAAGCUGCUUCCCUCAGCUCACCUCUGGAUAACCACCCGACCUGCAGCAGCCAAUCAGAUCCCUCCUGAGUGUGUGGACAUGGUGACAGAGGUCAGAGGGUUCACUGACCUCCAGAAGGAGGAGUACUUCAGGAAGAGGUUCAAAGAUGAGGAGCAGACCACCAUCAUCUCUCACAUCAGGAGCUCACGAAGCCUCUACAUCAUGUGUCACAUCCCCAUCUUCUGCUGGAUCACUGCCACAGUUCUGGAGGACAUGUUGAAGAGCAGAGAGACCAGAGAGCUGCCCAAGACCCUGACUGAGAUGUACAUCCACUUCCUGGUGGUUCAGGCCAAAGUCAAGAAGCUCAAGUACCAUGGAGGAGCUGGGACAGACACAGUUUGGGAUCCUGAGAGCAAGAAGAUGAUUGAGUCUUUGGGAAAACUGGCUUUUGAACAGCUGCAGAGAGGAAACUUGAUCUUCUAUGAAUCAGACCUCACAGAGUGUGGCAUCGACAUCACAACUGCUGCAGUUUACUCAGGAGUCUUCACACAGAUCUUCAGAGAGGAGAGAGGCCUGUACCAGGACAAGGUCUUCUGCUUCAUCCACCUGAGUCUUCAGGAGUUUCUGGCUGCUCUUCAUGUCCGCCUGACGUUCUUCAACUCUGGAGUCGACCUGCUUGAUUCACAACAAACAUCUGUACUGACAAGACUCUUUAGAAACAAACGUCUUCCAUGGCAGUUCUACCAGAGAGCAAUAAAUGAAGCUGUAGAAAGUCCAAAUGGACAUCUGGACUUGUUCCUGCGCUUCCUUCUGGGUCUUUCUCUGCAGAGCAGCCAGACUCUCCUUCCAGGUUUGUUGACACAGACAGGAAGUAGCUCUUGGACCCAUCAGGACACAGCAGAGCUCAUCAAGAAGAAGAUCAGUGAGAAAGUGUCUCCAGAGAGAAUCAUCAAUCUGUUCCACUGUCUGAGUGAAGUGAAGGACACUUCUCUCGUGGAGCAGGUCCAACAGCAGCUGAGAUCAGGACGUAUCUCCACAGAUCAACUGUCUCCUGCUCAGUGGUCCACCCUGGCCUUCAUCUUACUGUCCUCAGAGGAAGAUCUGGAGGUGUUUGACCUGAAGAAAUACUCUGCUUCAGAGGAGGCUCUUGAGAGGCUGCUGCCUGUGGUCCAAGCUUCAAAGGAAGUUCUACUGAGAGACUGUCAGCUGUCAGAGAGAAGUGGUUCCCUUCUGUCCUCAGUCCUCAGCUCUCCGUCCUCUCGUCUGACACAACUGGACCUGAGCAACAACAAGCUGAAGGAUGCAGGAGUGGAGCUGCUGUCUGCUGGACUGAAGAGUCCACACUGUCACCUGGAGACUCUCAGCCUGAGCAGGUGUGGACUGUCAGAGAGAAGUGGUUCCCUUCUGUCCUCAGUCCUCAGCUCUCCGUCCUCUCGUCUGACACAACUGGACCUGAGCUGCAACAAGCUGAAGGAUCCAGGAGUGGAGCUGCUGUCUGCUGGACUGAAAAGUCCACACUGUCACCUGGAGACUCUCAGCCUGAGUGGGUGUUUCAUGUCAGAGAGAAGUGGUUCCCUCCUGUCCUCAGUCCUCAGCUCUCCGUCCUCUCGUCUGACACAACUGGACCUGAGCUACAACUGUGACCUGGAGGAUCCAGGAGUGGAGCUGCUGUCUGCUGGACUGAAGAGUCCACACUGUCACCUGGAGACUCUCAGCCUGAGCUGGUGUUUCCUGUCAGAGAGAAGUGGUUCCCUUCUGUCCUCAGUCCUCAGCUCUCCGUCCUCUCGUCUGACACAACUGGACCUGAGCCACAACAAGCUGAAGGAUCCAGGAGUGGAGCUGCUGUCUGCUGGACUGAAGAGUCCACACUGUCACCUGGAGACUCUCAGCCUGAGCUGGUGUUUCCUGUCAGAGAGAAGUGGUUCCCUUCUGUCCUCAGUCCUCAGCUCUCCGUCCUCUCGUCUGACACAACUGGACCUGAGCUACAACUAUAAGCUGAAGGGUCCAGGAGUGGAGCUGCUGUCUGCUGGACUGAAGAGUCCACACUGUCACCUGGAGACUCUCAGUCUGUCAGGGUGUAGCAUCUCAGAGAGAGGCUGUGCUUCUCUGGCCUCAGCUCUGACCUCUAACCCCUCCCAUCUGAGAGAACUGGACCUGAGCUUCAACCAUCCAGGAGGACCAGGGCUGGAGCUGCUGUCUGCUGGACUGGAGAGUCCAGACUGGAGGCUGGAGAUUCUCAGGCUGGAUCACUGUGGACCACAGAGGUUAACAUCUGGACUGAAGAGAUACUUCCGUCCACUCUCACUGGACCCAGACACAGCUCACCGGCGCCUCCUACUGUCCAACAACAACAACAACAUGGUGGAGCUAGUGACGGAGGAUCAGGAGUAUCUGGACCAUCCCGACAGGUUUGAGCGGUGUCCUCAGGUGAUGAGCAGAGACGCUGUGACUGGUGUCUGUCACUGGGAGGUGGAGUGGAGAGGAAGAGUUUCUGUGGCCGUGACUCUCAGGAGAGACGGAGGGAAAGAAGACGAGUCUGAGUUUGGACAAAACCGUUAUUCCUGGAGUCUGAGCUGCUCUGAUGAUGCUGGAUAUAAAGUCUGUCACAAUAAGAAGGAAACUGUCAUCAAGAGCUCAGAAGUCUCUCACAGAGUUGGAGUGUUGCUGAACGCACCUGCUGGAGUUUUGAUCUUCUACAGAGUCUCCUCUGGAGUCCGGACCCCCCUCUACACCUUAUUCACCUCCACUGAACCUCUGUACCUGGGAUUUGGACUCAGAGAGGCUCCUGGUUCUGGUUCCUCAGUGUGUGUGUGUGUGUGACCUGAGUGUGUGAGUGUGUUCCUCCAACAAACUGGUGUUGCUUCAAAUCCCAAUCCAAACUGCUGACAGUGAGGAAUGAAUCUGCUUCUGAAACAAAUGAGUUAUUCUACAGAAAAGAACAAAAGAAUGUGAGAUGUUUGAAGAAGAGAAUCUUUCUCUUUCAUCACUCUCCUUCUUUAUCCUGUAAACGUCUUCACAUCCUGCUCAGUGGUCUCUUCCUGCUCCUUCUAUCAUCACUGUGUUCAGUCCCUGAAAGACUCCUCCAAGUCUCCAUCCUCAUGUGAAGAAGACUUCAACACAUUCUCAAACCAGUCUGUCCUCCUUCUUCCCUUUGGACCGAUCACCUGACAACAAUCUUCACCCAUGAACUCUUGAACUGUCAGUCGACCUUCAGUGAAGAGUUCAGAUAGAAUAGAAUAGGAUAGAAUAGCCUUUAUUGUCCUUGUACAGUGUACUCCCUUGGUGCAAACAAUGUAAAAAAAGAAUAUAUCAGAACAAUCAAGCAUGCAGAGAACAACAAAUAGGAACUAAUAAAUAAUAUAUACACAAGUAGCAGCAGUGAAAGAGCGUAAUAACAGAAAGUGGCACUUAUCUGCAUGUAAACUUGAAUGAUUUGUUAUUGCACAUAGUUAUUUCUUUAUUGCCCUAUGAUCAAUAUGGUCAGUAAUAAUGAAUUUGUCGACUGUUUUAUCUGUUUUUUGUUGUUUUUGUUUCUGCUCUGGAAUAUCUGAGUGAAUGACAACAUUUGUGUGAUGAACGUGUGUCGUUGAUGAAACUGAUCUUCUUGUAAACAA
This is a messenger RNA of Synchiropus splendidus (mandarinfish), 5268 nucleotides long. RefSeq names its product NACHT, LRR and PYD domains-containing protein 3-like. Lineage: Eukaryota; Metazoa; Chordata; Actinopteri; Syngnathiformes; Callionymidae. The record is from RefSeq and is a predicted model, not a curated record. The coding region runs from base 383 to 4474 and encodes 1363 amino acids. Gene Ontology annotation, molecular function: protein binding. The transcript has 16 exons.